GAGCCAAGCAGAUUUAGGGAGGUUUAGCCUCCUUUAGCUUUAUUGCAAAUCCGCCUAUGCAGUGCUGGCCGAGGCUCAAGCGCAACCCCCACCUUCAGUACACACACAGGCACACAAACACUCUCCCUAACUUCUGCUACAACACGCAAAGGCUGUUUACCCUGUGCAUAGGGCCCAUACUGUUUAUUAAACUCACUCAGAAGGGACAGCUAUUUCAUGCUCAACUGAUAUACUACUUCAGCUUAUUAGUGUAAUCGGUGCAGGUGCAAUACACACUAGUAGUUAUAUACACUGCCCAUAUACUGGACUCCAGUACUGAGGAUAUGUCAGCUGGGGUGCAGGAUGUACCUGCAGGAUCCAUUGCCACUGAUCUGGUGGUGAGGAAUAGGCCACAGAAACCAGAUGAGAACAACAGCAACAAGGAGAAUACUAAAGGGCAGUCUUCAUGUCAAAUGUCAGCUCACAAGACUGUUGAGGCCCCACAGCCCAGAGUCAAUCCGUGGACUAAGAAACAAAGCCUUGCUACAAACAACACUGUGUAUUUCCAUGACCAUCAGGGACAACAAGGCACAGCGAAAGUGAUAAGAGCAGGAAAGCCUCCAUCAAAGAAGACUAGCGACUUUCAUGACAUUACAAAUUGGCCGACACCAAGUGAAAUUGCAAACCAUGGAACCCAAAACGUUCUCUGUGCCGCAGCAAAUGGAAAAGCUGCAAGCAAACAAGAGAAAAGCAGUGAUGGAAAGACUGAUCAUAAAGAUGUCUGUGAAACAAAGGAGAACUGCAAUAUGGAAGUACAAGUAAAAAAUCCAAAACCCAAUGACCAGGUGGAGGCUACUGCUCAAAAGAAAAAAUUUAACAAACAGAAAUGGAUGCCAUUGCAUAUAGAGGAGACAAAAACAGUUAAACAAGAAAGCCCAACAAUCCACAAGAACUCAAGUUCUCAGUGUGAGGUUAGCAGAAACCAGAACAGCAAACAGAGAGAUUACAGUUGGCGGCUUGAUCGGAGGCGUGAGUUAGAUGAAGUCUCCAGUGUACAUAGCGAAGGAGGAAACAUCAGAGGAAGUUUAAGAGGCAGUGGACGUGGAAGAGGUCGAGGAAGAGGCAGGCCUUACAUGCACUAUUCAUACAGUGCACGAGAGAACAGGAUGAGGACAGACCACAUAGAAAACUAUAAAAGUAUGAUGUACUAUUACGAUGAUGGAACUGGGAUGCAUGUUUACCCUGUGGAUAAAAAAUUACUUAAGGAAUACCUGAAGCGCCAGAUCGAGUAUUACUUUAGCACGGAAAACCUGGAAAAAGACUUCUUUCUCAGGAGAAAGAUGGACCUGCAGGGAUUUUUGCCACUUUCUUUGAUUGCUGGUUUCUAUCGUGUGCAGUCUUUAACCACGGAUGUUGAUCUCAUGUGUGAGGCAUUGAAAGACAGUGUCGAGGUAGAAAUAGUAGAUCAGAAGAUAAGAAGAAAAGUGGAUCCUGAAAAAUGGCCUAUUCCAAGUGCUCCUUCUCUUGACUUGACACGUACUGACUUCUCAAGAUUCAUUGACUGUCCAGAAUUUAUACCUGGGAAGAAACUGGAGUCUCAUACAGGGUCUGUGCCAAAUUCUCCAAGAAAAGAAUGCUCUUUUUUGCAGGAUGGAAGUAACAAGCUGAAUAAUUUACAAAGUAUGCCUAAAGUCCUCUCCUCAAGCAUGCCAGAGCUGGACUCUGAGCCUUGGAUAGAAGUUAAAAAAAGACGCCGUCCUUCCCCCAUCAAAUCGAAGGAGCCAGAUAUUCCCACACAAAUAACUUCAAAACCACAACUGUGUGAUGAACCUGACCCAGAGGAUUUAGACUUCAUGUUUGAUGAAGAGCUGCAGCAUAUGCAAGGGCGUAAAAACACAUUUACUGACUGGUCUGAUGAUGAUUCUGAUUAUGAAAUUGAUGAUAAAGACCUUAAUAAGAUCAUAAUUGUUACACAAACACCUCCUCAUCUAAAGAAACACCCAGGGGGUGACCGUACGGGAAAUCAUAUUUCUCGAGCAAAAAUGACAUCUGAAUUGGCCAAGGUCAUUAAUGAUGGGCUCUAUUAUUAUGAGAAAGACUUAUGGAUGGACUGUGAGGAACAGAAUUAUGUGCCUUCAAAGCAAGAGCUAGAACAUUUUAGAAAGCUGAAUCUUAUUAGCAAAGAAGAAUUUGACAACCUUGCACCAGAAUUCCAGAUUGAGCAAAAUCUUGAACAAUCCCCACUGAAUAUACCUACUUUUCAGCAAGUUUGCUGUGAGGAUUUUCAUGGACCUGCGACUACACAAUUCCACCCAACAGAUGUACAACAAUCGCCAAUGUCUUGUCGUGCAAGGACACCAAAAUCUCCUCGUACUCCACGCUUGAAAGAUCCAAGCAAAACACCAAGAUUUUAUCCUGUUGUAAAAGAAGCUAGGUCUAUUGAUGUGCAGAGUCCAAGAAAGAGGAAAACCCGACAUAGUACUAAUCCACCACUAGAGUACCAUGUUGGCUGGGUAAUGGAUUCUAAGGAACAUCGGCCACGGACUUCCUCUGUCAGCAGUUCAAAUGCUUCUCCAUCAGAAGUUGCUCCACUUACAGGAAGCUAUGGCUGCACUCCCCACUCUUUGCCAAAGUUUCAACAUCCUUCACAUGAACUUCUGAAAGAAAAUGGUUUCACACAGCAAGUGUACCAUAAAUAUCGUCGUAGGUGCUUAAAUGAGAGAAAAAAAUUAGGUGUAGGCCAGUCCCCAGAAAUGAACACACUGUAUCGUUUCUGGUCCUUCUUUCUCAGAGAUCACUUUAACAAAAAAAUGUAUGAGGAGUUUAGACAGCUUGCUGUGGAGGAAGCAAAAGAAAACUACAGGUAUGGCUUGGAAUGUCUAUUCCGGUUUUACAGUUAUGGAUUGGAAAGGAAAUUCCGGCAAGAAUUAUUCGAGGACUUCCAGGAAGAAACUGUAAAGGAUUAUGAACAUGGUCAGCUUUAUGGGCUGGAGAAGUUUUGGGCAUAUCUAAAAUACUCGAAAGCCAAGAACCUGUCAGUUGACCCAAAAUUACAAAGCUACCUCAGCAAAUUUAAGAGGCUUGAAGAUUUCCGAGUAGAUCCUCCAAUUGCUGAAGAGAAUGGGAGAAUGACAUCGGCAUCAAAUGAGGAUCCAGGUCGACGAAGACAUCGCUCAGGUUCAUCCAAGCAUUCACCUGCCAGUCAAACUCAGGGUCCUUCAGGUUGCCUUCCCAGUGUACACAACGUUCAGGAAAAAUCAGGCUGCAGCCCGGGGAGCAGUGCCUCGAACCAGGAUAUAACAAGGCAACUAGAGAAAUAGACUCAGCAGUGUUUUAUGCCAUUCGUAGCAGCAAGCUGCUGUACUUUAGCCCAAGGAACAUUGGGAAUCUGUAGAUGCUUGCUAAAGCAACAAUGAAUGCCUUGCCAUUUAGCACAAUGCAGUUUUAAAAUCCCUCCAUUUUUGAUGUGAUUUAUUGGCUGUUUAUAUAUGAAAUGGUGCCCCAGCGAUGGGAUGCAAAACUGUCCUCUUUCAACAGGUCGUUUUUAAUCAA
Xenopus tropicalis (tropical clawed frog) is the source of this 3531-nucleotide messenger RNA. RefSeq names its product La ribonucleoprotein domain family member 1B (gene larp1b). The record is from RefSeq and is marked provisional. Gene Ontology annotation, molecular function: RNA cap binding; RNA binding. Gene Ontology annotation, biological process: mRNA stabilization. Lineage: Eukaryota; Metazoa; Chordata; Amphibia; Anura; Pipidae.